This is a messenger RNA of Cladocopium goreaui, 1557 nucleotides long. The record is from the annotation of a GenBank genome assembly. NCBI's taxonomy places the organism in Eukaryota, Dinophyceae, Suessiales, Symbiodiniaceae.
AUGGGUGCUCCGAUGUGUGCUGAAGAGAUUCAGUCCCUACUUGCUGAUGAAGAACAUUGCGUUCUGGAAUUGCAAAAUCUUGGAGAGAACCUUUACGAGGCAAUGCCACGUGACCUAAAGGAGGCUCUUGAAGUGCCUUUGGGAGAGCUUCAGACCAAGCGCCUGAUGCGAACGGACCGGCUCACGAUUGCUCAGGAAGAUGAUCUGAAGAACAAUGGUUGGGUCUUGAAGCAGCUUCUCGAAUAUGAGCCCUUCAAAUACAGAGCCCCUGGGAAGCAGGAAUGCUACCUGAUUUUGGAAAGCUUGAGCGCAAAAUCGAAGAACCUUUGCAUUCGCCCUUCGGAGCUGACAGACCUGGACACCGAAAUUGCUGCACUUGCCUUCACUAUGAGGAAAUUGUGGUCGGGGCUACGUGCUUUGUGGAGAAACAGCCCCAACACCAGCUCUUCCGAUGUCGUCCAAGCCUUGAAGAAUGACAUGAAAAGGAAGCCCGGCUCUGGCCCACGCCAGACUGAGGAGACCCAGAAAGAGGAUUCCCAGGAAGACUCCCAGGCUGAUUCGACCAAACCUUUUGCAAACACCAGCCAACGAAGUUUGCUACUGGACCAUGAGACUGAAUCUUCUGAGGUUCAAAGUCUAGUGUCACCUACGUCUUUGCCAAAGCCAUCCCCUCCUAGCCCUGAAGAGAUGAAAACUCCACCGAGAAAGGCAGACAAUAUCUAUGCUCGGAUGUAUGGAAAUGUAUCUGGUGGCUCAAGUCUUACAGAUGACACCUUGCCAUUGGGUUCACCUUGGGCUACCCCUGGGAUUCGAGGGGCAGACCCCAACAUGGAAAGAGACCUCAUGGAGAGACUUGGGCAACCCACGACACUUAUGGGGGUGGCUGAAGAACCGGACGAAGAACCUGCUGUGUCCCCUGUCCAACCGGACCUUCUUACAUUGAAGAAUGAAAAUUGGGAAUGCGAAGAGGAAUGCUCUGAGUCGUCCAGCCCCGAUGAUGAUCCAGUGCUUGCUGAAAACCUCUUGGCUGACAACAUCGAAGAGGAGUCUGACUUUGAAGAUCAUCGUGACUUACAUGGCCAGUUGGAGCCCAGUGUGCCACCUGGCUACCCCGAAGCAGCUGUUGCCGUGGAAGACAGUCCUCCACCGGCCGUGCCACCAGUUGCAGAUGGAGGUGAUCGAAAGAAGAAGAAGCGUAAAUCUGAAGGGUCGGGCAAGAGCAAUGGAAAAAAGAAGGCGAAGCCAGGAUCCAAAGAAGCUGAGCCGGUUCCAGAUAUCCCUACAAUCAUGGAGACCUUUGAAGAGGAGUAUCGGGAGUCUCUUCAAGCCCUUCCGGCUGAGUUGUUUCCCCAGGGCAUCAAGCAUGGGAAGCACUCCUAUACCCUGCAUUUGGAUGGUGGGGCCCGCAUGGAAGUCUUGCUUCGCCACAAGGCAUUCAAACCCAAGGCCAUGAAGGGUGGAGCUGCUAUCAACUCAAAAGCGAUCGCAUGGAAAGAUGAUAUGAAGGCAGCCUGGGAGGAAGCUGCACGUGCUAUGGGCUUGUCACUGUGGGUGUAG